AAAACAUUUAUGUCAGCACAAGUAUAAAUCGACCUUCAACAUUAUUGCCUUUAUUGUUGCCUUGGUAGUUGCCCAUUGGCAAGUGAUAUCUGGAGUUAUUUGCAUCAGUUUAUUGUUAAUACCCAUCACAUUGGCGGAAGUUACCUGGGCGCGUUGGCACCCUGAAGAACUUUAUCGCUUAAGUCCUAGCAUUUUCUACCUGCGUCUACACUGCAUCGCAAAGAUCGAUCGCUUCAUAGCAUUGUACACCAAUGUUUCACGCAAAAUGGACAGUGUGUUUGAAACUUACUUAGGUCCAGAUGGUAUGCUUGCUGGUGUGGCGGGGGCGGUUAGUGAGCCAGAUGAUAUACCGAAAACAAAUUCAACAGUUUGGGUGCUUGGAAAACGCUACAAUGCUAUACAUGAAUUAGCGUUGAUACGAUCCGAUAUACAAUCGCGUCUAUGGUGCACUUAUAGACGCGGGUUCGUGCCUUUAGGUGAGCCGCAGUUAACUACAGACAAAGGAUGGGGGUGUAUGCUGCGUUGCGGUCAAAUGGUUUUGGCACAAGCGCUGAUAGAUUUGCAUUUGGGACGAGACUGGUUUUGGACACCAGAAACACGUGACUCAACUUAUUUGAAAAUUGUAAAUCGCUUCGAGGACUCACGUAAAAGCUACUUCUCAAUUCAUCAAAUUGCGUUGAUGGGUGAUUCUGAAGAUAAGAAAGUGGGACAGUGGUUUGGUCCUAAUACUGUGGCGCAGGUUAUAAAAAAACUUGUGCGUUAUGAUGAUUGGUGUUCAAUUGUUGUACAUGUAGCGAUGGACAAUAUAAUAGUCACCGAUGAUAUAUAUUCACUUUGCCUUGAAAAUCCUAAAAACGAUGAAACCUGGAAGCCUCUUUUACUUGUAAUACCUUUGCGUUUGGGUUUAAGUGAUAUCAAUCCAAUAUAUAUACCAGCAUUGAAACGCUGCUUUGAGCUAGUGGGAAGUUGUGGUAUGAUUGGUGGUAGACCAAAUCAAGCACUAUAUUUUCUUGGGUACGUAGACGACGAAGUGCUCUACCUUGACCCUCACACGACACAACGAUCUGGUUCUGUGGGGCAGAAAACUUCGCAGGACGAGUAUGAUUUUGAUGACACUUUUCAUCAAAAAUAUGCUGGACGUAUAAAUUUUCAACAAAUGGAUCCUUCUUUAGCUGUUUGUUUCCUUUGUAAAUCUCGUAUAAGUUUUGAAAUUUUAUUAGAGAAAUUGAAAAACGAAGUUCUAAGCGCUUGUACGCAACCACUGUUCGGAAUAACAAAAACUCGUUCACCGGAAUGGGUCUCGAUGACAGGUAUUGAGUCACAAUUUUUAACUACUACUUCUCGUAAUAAUAUCACAACACAUACAACAACUCCGACCUCAAUCGAUGCUACAAAUAGAAACACAACUUCAACACCAACGACAGAGGCAAUAGCUAAUAUUUUAUGCAAACGCACGAUUAGUUGUUGCGAUUCAGAAGAUUUCGAAAAUGUGAAUCACAUACACACAACGGGGCUUUCUGGUAAUUGCUGUGAUGCAGAUGCAGAGUCUGACGAAGACUUCGAAAUAAUAUCAUAGUUAAAUCCUUAAUACUUUUAUUUACGAAACGGAAACUCGGCAUAUACUCAAUACAAAAAAAUCACUUUAUAUAAGUUUAUUACAAAGUACAACAGGCUCGAAUAUUGUAUUUUUAUCAUAAGAUGAAAAUUUCGCACAUUUUUAGAGCCAUAUUUGAAGAUGGAUAAAUUGGUACCCCAUUGUAUGUCCCUUUUAAUGCGUUUGCCUAUAUCGUCGUAUGAAUGUCUAUUGUACUGUAAAACUCACAAACUGAAAUAUUUUUUGGAAUGUUGUUAUAAACAAUAAUAAUAUUAAAUUGUCAAAGUUAUAAACAUAAUUGACUAGCAACAUU
Molecule: messenger RNA, 1907 nt
Organism: Teleopsis dalmanni
Lineage: Eukaryota; Metazoa; Arthropoda; Insecta; Diptera; Diopsidae
Gene: Atg4a
Product: cysteine protease ATG4B
Exons: 7
Coding region: 266-1576 (436 amino acids)
Molecular function (GO): protein-phosphatidylethanolamide deconjugating activity
Source: RefSeq, a predicted model, not a curated record